Molecule: messenger RNA, 1898 nt
Organism: Nannospalax galili (Upper Galilee mountains blind mole rat)
Lineage: Eukaryota; Metazoa; Chordata; Mammalia; Rodentia; Spalacidae
Gene: Pudp
Product: pseudouridine 5'-phosphatase
Exons: 4
Coding region: 13-723 (236 amino acids)
Molecular function (GO): phosphatase activity
Source: RefSeq, a predicted model, not a curated record
GACGGCUGCGCCAUGGCGGCGGCACCCGCACCCGCGCCCGCGCCCCCGCCGCGGCCUGUCACCCACCUCAUCUUUGACAUGGACGGACUGCUUCUGGAUACUGAACGGCUGUAUUCAGUAGUAUUUCAGGAGAUAUGUGGUCGCUAUGGAAAGGCGUACAGCUGGGAUGUCAAGUCCCUGGUGAUGGGGAAGAAGGCGUUAGAAGCCGCCCAGAUCAUAAUAGAUGUCCUGCAGCUGCCCAUGUCCAAAGAGGAGGUGGUGGAGGAGAGCCAGGCAAAGCUGAAGGAGCUGUUUCCCACUGCUAUGCUCAUGCCAGGGGCUGAAAAACUGAUCCAGCAUCUGCGGAGACACAGCAUCCCCUUCGCGCUGGCCACCAGCUCAGGCUCUGUGUCCUUUGAAAUGAAGACCAGCAGACACAAGGAGUUCUUCGGGUUCUUUAACCACGUCGUACUGGGGGACGAUCCCGAGGUGCAGAGCGGCAAGCCGUGUCCCGACAUAUUCCUCGUCUGUGCCAAGAGGUUCUCUCCCCCUCCUGCCCCGGAAAUGUGCCUCGUCUUUGAAGAUGCUCCCAACGGAGUGGAGGCGGCCCUGGCAGCCGGGAUGCAGGCUGUCAUGGUUCCCGAUCAGAACCUCAGCCCGGACUUGACGAGAAAGGCCACGUCUGUGCUCAGGUCCCUGGAGGACUUCCAGCCACAGCUGUUUGGUCUGCCUGCGUACGAGUAGCUCACGGUACCCCAAGGCCACGUUCGGUGUCCACGCUGCUCAGGGUAAGAGGGAAGGACAUUGGCGGCAGCCUCCGGGUUGCGGCCUGCUUGCUCACCACAGCCUUCCGAACGUGGCCGUCCCAUUCUGUGUUGGCACGCUCUGCGAAGUGUUGUUAGCUGUCCACGGUCCGUGGAAAACACGUAGAGGAAGCCCAAACAAAGCUGGAACAUUAGCACGUGAUAAAGCAGUGCAGUAUGUGAAGAAACUGCAUGCAUACAUAAAUGCUACUGUAUGACUACACGUGUAUUUGUGCAGAUACAUAUUUACAUAUGUGGAUGGUUAUUUUCCAACACUGAAUGAAAUUCUGUUCUUGUUUCCCUUUAGUCUGAAUAAUGGCAGUUAGAAAAUGUUAACUAUAUAUGCAGGCAUGUACGUGCCAUUACAUAUGUAUGUAUAUGUAUGAACAUACUUGUUUAUAUAUGAUACACCAUUCCCCUCCCUUCAACGUGGAUGUUUGUUGCAAUAGCAGCUGAAGAGCAGGACGGUCAUUUUGUUUUCCACCGUGAAGGAGAAAGCCUUGGACGGCUGAGGCUCCGUGGUCCCCUUCCCCCGCCUUGCCUGGGUCCCAGAGAUGUCGCCGGCCUUGUGCGCGGUGCCUGGCUGCGCUGUCCCCUGAAUUUUCCUUCCUGCCUCUUGCAGCCGCAGCACACAUUCUCUGUCUACGUCCCCUGUGGCCACAGCACACAUCCUCCGUCAUCCCGUCCAGCUGCAGCACACAUUCUCUGUCUACGUCCCCUGUGGCCACGGCACACAUCCUCCGUCAUCCCGUCCAGCUGCAGCACACAUCUCUGUCUACGUCCCCUGCGGCCACAGCACACACCUCCGUGUACAUCCUCGUGCACAUAGCAGUGUUUUCUACCUCAGGAAAAAGAAAUCAUCUGGGUCCUUCCUCGUACUUGUUUUAUAGAAAUAGAAUUUGAUUUUGCCUCAAUGUAACCAAUUCCUUUCAGUGUUCCUGAUUGUGUAUCUAGAUGCCUGCUGUUCACAUUCUCCUUCAGACCAACUGCAACAUCUUGUGAGUUCUCUCAUAAGGUAAUUUGGUCAAAUAAAAUCUUUUUCAUGUGUUUGUGUAAUAUUUUUAGGGGAAUCAUGAUUUAAUCUUUAAUAAAAUAUCCUCUAACCAUCAUAAGACA